Oppiella nova is the source of this 699-nucleotide messenger RNA. NCBI's taxonomy places the organism in Eukaryota, Metazoa, Arthropoda, Arachnida, Sarcoptiformes, Oppiidae. The record is from the annotation of a GenBank genome assembly.
GGUAGUUGUCAUUUGAAACGACAUUUUAAGUUAAAAUAAAAUUAACAUAAUCUUUGUUCACUGUAAUUAUUGAUGAAUAAACUCAAUGGACAGGUGGUUCAGCCACCGCUAUACAAAGUAAUCAUGGUGGGCAGGGAUGAUUCUGGAAAAAAUGCCCUAGCCCUUCAGUUCAUGUACAAUGAGUUUGUUGAGGACUAUAGCCCAACAAAAGCCGAUUCGUACCGAAAAAAGGUUAUUCUGGACGACGAAGAGGUUCAGAUCGAUAUCCUGGACACCGCUGGACAGGAGGACUAUCCGGCCAUUCGUGACAACUAUUUCCGUUCGGGCGAAGGAUUUCUAUGCGUUUUCUCGAUCACAAAACACGAGUCCUUCACUGCUGUCAAUGAAUUCAGGGAGCAAAUACUGCGAGUGAAGGGCGACGACAACAUCCCUUUUGUUUUGGUCGGAAAUAAAGCUGAUUUAGACGAAAGACGUCGCGUGAGUCUCGAUGAGGCGCACCGACUGUCAGACCUCUGGAAAGUGUUAUACAUUGAGACCCGACUCAAUGUGGACCGGGUUUUCUUUGACUUAAUGCGAGAAAUACGUAAACGAAAGCUGACGGACGCCGAGACGAGUAAUGGUCCCAAAAAGGCCGGCCGUAAGAAAAAGAGGUGUAUUAUCCUGUAAUACCGUUCCACUCAUGUAUGGGCGCCGAUAUUU